Molecule: messenger RNA, 1401 nt
Organism: Ixodes scapularis (black-legged tick)
Lineage: Eukaryota; Metazoa; Arthropoda; Arachnida; Ixodida; Ixodidae
Product: plancitoxin-1-like
Exons: 7
Coding region: 1-1401 (466 amino acids)
Biological process (GO): apoptotic DNA fragmentation
Molecular function (GO): deoxyribonuclease II activity
Source: RefSeq, a predicted model, not a curated record
AUGCGGAACUUAUUUCUGGUAGCACUGUGUUUUUUGGCGAAUGGCGUACGUGCUGGCGAUGAUGUCUACUGCAGAGAUGAAAGGAACCAGAAAGUGGAGUGGUUCGUCAUGUACAAGUUCCCGGCGAACGGUGUGAUCUACAAACAAGUCAAACGGGGCUUCAACACAAAUGGGGUGCAGUUCGCGUACUUCGAUGCCAAUACCAAGAACCUCAACUAUUGGAAUAUGUCCUCGGAAACCCUCUACAGCCAGAGAAACCCUCUAGCUUUUACGUUGGCAAAACUGUUCGCCAAAAAAAAGUCACCGGAUAUAGCGUACGUGACUUACAACGAUCAACCGUUUACCGGAGAGGAGGAGCCUGCCAAGGAUCCGGACAGGCACCACGGCAAAGAGUACGCACAUAGCAAGGGCAUACUGAUGGCUGACGCAACAUCGGGGAUGUGGUUAGUCCAUUCAACGCCUCAGUUCCCCGUGAACGUGCAUAUGGGAGAGUUCAACAUGACAAGGACCGCACGCAAGAAUGGCCAAUACUUUAUGUGCCUAACUGUCCCUGCUACAGAAGUGGAUGAAAUAGCUGAACUUCUUUUGAUUCAAUCUGUGAUCGUGAACCACAAGUAUGGGCCAGAGAGUGUGGCUAAGAAGUAUCCUCAACUGCAGGCACUUAUAAGAGGGAAGUCUCUACCGCCCAGUACGGAGGUAAAAAUUGCACCCAUUAAGGGUAUAAGCCGCACGACAUUUACUGCUAUCGCGAAGCCUCCUCGUUGGAAAAAAGAUGUCUACACCCACGUCGUCACUGAACAAGCCCAGAGUGAUAUUUGGGUUCAGUCUUGGCGAAGGCCAUUGUUUGGGUGGCUCUACCCGGUUUGCGACCGGAAAUACUCCGUAAAGGACGUCGAAUUGCUGCGGUUCAACUUCAACAGUACCAGUUACCUCGAAUACUCGUACUUGAAUGACCAUAGCAAGUUCGCUGUCGCGGUGAACAAAUCACUCUUCUGCUUCUCUUCGUUGAACCGAGGGAGCACCCAGUUCAACCGAGGCGGUGAGCUGCUGUGUCGAGACAACGAAACUGUGGCCGGUCUAUUCCGAAGGACUGUGGCGAAGGUCGAGGCGUGUGAUGCCACUGACCCAUCUGGCAAACCCAGGCCCCCAACCGUAACUGGAGACACAACCACGACUAAGAAACCGUGGCGGUGGCCGACGACGUCAAAGAGGCCUUCCGGAAAGUGGCCUACGAGGGCUCCUGGAAGCAAACCGACGAAGCCUGCAGCAACAAAACGUACCAAAAAACCAACGAAGCCCGUGACAACAAAAACUAGAACACCUACGAAAAAGAAAACUAAACAAACAAUAACAACCAGGCCUCAGAAGGUCCAAAAAACGAGGAAAAGCAAGACUCAAUAA